CUGGGGGAUUCAGUGGAUAUUGGGAAACUUGUCACCAAAAAAGAAAUGAAGCAAACAAGGUUGCAGUGUGAUGAAGAGUGUUUGGCUUUGGAAAGAAACAGACGUCUGGCAGAGGCCCUGAAUAUAACUGAAAAUUCAGAUCCCUUUAAUACUCGUUCUGCAACAAAGUACAGUGACAGCUUGAAAGACGAUGCCAGAAAAGAUCUGAAGUUUGUUUCUGAGAUCGAGAGGGAAAUAAAAGCACUCGUGGAUGCUGUAAACAAGGGAAAGCAAACCAAAAAAAGUCAUUGUUUCCCCCCAAUGAACAGAGACCAUCGUAAGAUUAUCCAUGACCUAGCAGAGGUUUAUGGAGUUGAGAGUGUGAGCUAUGACAGCGAACCCAAGCGCAAUGUUGUCAUCACUGCUGUAAAAGGAAAAUCAGCAUGCCCAAAUAUCUCCCUCAUGACUGUAUUGGAAAGAGAAAUCCAGGCCAAACCACCUCCGCCUAUUGCUCACUACAGACAUCUGCCUGACAGGAAUGGAGGAAGCGGUGGCACGCAGAAAGCACCAAGAGAAGAACCUGUAAUAGACUACUUUGAUGUGCAAGAUUAA
Molecule: messenger RNA, 591 nt
Organism: Staurois parvus
Lineage: Eukaryota; Metazoa; Chordata; Amphibia; Anura; Ranidae
Source: the annotation of a GenBank genome assembly